AUGGGGCCACCAGGUCCGUCUCACCGGCUAGGGGACAAAAAACCGUACCAUUCGGGCCCAAGGUAUGCGUCUUAUCGUCGUCCAUCACCCGCGAUGGGCAGUGCUUCAAACUCCACACAUAGUCCAGUUGCUGAACCUCACACUGCAGCAGCUGCGACCAAUUUAGAGCAUACUUCGGCACCCGUUUCGAAACCCAGACCUUCUAGGUACAACCCUAGCGUCUCAAGCCGACCAUACUCAUCAUCGUACAGCAGCAGCGUCAGCAAUAAUGGAAAUCCACGCUCUGGCAGCCGCUAUAGCUCUGAUUUUAGUCCUUUGUAUCAAAAUCACGCACGAGGCUCUAGCUCCCACGAUUCAAGGCGAUUUUCAACUGGAUUUCCAAAUUAUCAGCACCAGAAUCCUUCAUCAACUUCCGUUAGUCGUUACAACUCCAGCCAUUACCAAACACAACCUGCUCACAAACAAAGCUAUCACAAUUACUAUACGCCAGCGCCAUUCAGUCGACCCCGACCCUCAUCUGUAUCUGAUGGCAACGAAAUUGUCAGCCAUGGAUAUUCAGCACGGGGAUCUACAAAAUGGCGGGAUUCAUAUCCUUCCGACUACCGUGAAGAACACCUUUCAAGUUCUCCAGCCCAAAGUGCACCACACCCUUUCGACAAGGCUCAGUCCCAUGGCUCCAGUCGAUACGAAAAUAAUCUGCAACCGUACUCCCAUCGAUAUACUCCGUACAAGAAUGAGCGAGAUACCGACUCAACAAAUAAGCCGCCUUCGAUAUCGUAUGAAAACGAACACUCGCUAGGGUCAAGUCUAAUUAAUUCUGUUCCCCAAACUACUCGUGAGACAGAAGCAAUGGUUACAACUGCUCAUGGGCGAAUUGAUCUUGAGAAACAAAAGAAGGUAGAACAUAAGCUCGAAGAUGAGGAUGGGAUAUGUGGCCUCAAACCUGCUGGCAUUUCCGAGUACGAUUUGGAUUCAAGAAGGGAAAAAGUGACACUUGAAAAGCCUGCCAAUGGCCCAGUUGGUGUUGUAGAGCACGAUAAAGCAGAGAUUGAGCCGCCAUCCCCAAUCACACAACCAUUAAAGAGGGAUCCUUCGCUCCUUCAGGACAGUGAACCGAAGAUUUCGAUUUCAGCUGCAAGCUUAUCGCCUCCGAAACAGAGUGAAGAAACUUUUUCAGUCACGGCUGCUAGCCUAUCGUCUACAGGACAGAAUGAAGAGGAAAAACUACCAUCAACUGCUUUUCUGCCGUCAACUGAUGUAAAAAAUAAACCAAAGGAAGAGACUGGUUUGGCGCGAAAUGCUCCUGGCUGUAUCUUUCCCAUGAACGAGAUUCAAGACAAAUUGUGGAAAAUAAAAAAUCACAAGGUGAAUACUUCAGUUCGUGCUCAAAAGUAUCGAUUCAAAAAACCGAUUGUUUCCUUGCAAGAGUACCCUUUCAUAUCCCAGAAUAUUGUCGUACAUGAGCAGGCAGUCAAGCCAGCGCUACUCGAGGUCCUUGGUAGGUUCAAACGUCAAGAAACUCUAAAGCGCCUUCAGCUGAAAAAGACUUUUUUAGAUCUGGAUCACAAGUGGUCGAAGACAUGCCGAGACCUGGAAGACCUAAGCAAAGAGAUCAAAGAAGAAGAAAGUGAAAGCUCCGUCCCUGCUGACCAGUCGAAUGAAAUUCAAGAGUACAAUAAUGUCGAGGAGAGAAAUCAACAGAAGCGUGCUGUGAGUAGGCGACGCAAUCGUGGAGAUUUUGUUGAUGACAACGAAAUGGAAAAUGUUCUUUUACAAAUCGAUCCUGAUUACAAACACCAUCAGCUCGCGGCUGCAAUUCCCUCAAUGAUCCUCGAUCCCGUUCAAAAGAGAGUUAUCAAGUUCAAAGAUGUCAAUAAUCUUGUUACAAACAAAGACGAAUGGGCAGCAAGGGUGAACAAAGACGCUGUCGAUAAUUUUACAAACGAGGAGCAUGAGCUAUUUGUGGAAGCGUACUUAACUUACCCGAAGAGAUUUGGAAAAAUUUCGCAGAACAUGGGAGGUCUUCGGCAGCCCGAAGAAUGUGUUUUGCAUUAUUAUAGAACUAAGAAGGAAACCAAUUACAAGCAGCUUCUUAUUGAUAGGAACAAAAAGCGUAAAGUUAAUGCUGGUCGCAGGCGUAAGGAAAAAGAGAAGGAGCGCGAUACAAUUAGAACCGAUAACAAUGGAAAUAUUCUCACUGAUUCUAAUGGUUACAAUGAAUCUGAAAAGGAUAAGACUAUCGACGAAACUGAAGACGAUGAGGUGAGCCAACCCAUGAAACACAGACAGGUAGAUGAAGAUGCUGAAGCAGAGGAAUCUACCUCACAAACGCCAACUUCCGCGGUUAUUGCUGCUGUUAAUGGAGUAGAUACAACGACUGUCGAUUUGCGAAACGAAAAGGAGGAAGAAACUGAGGCCGAAACGGAUAGUGCAGUGGACACAAUAACUGCAGCAGUAUCUAAAAAGAAGGGUGGAAUCGAGAGUCAAGAAGAAUCUAUCUCUGAUGUGAAGGCGAUGGAUAACUCCGCCAAGCGGAAAAUAGAGGACUUGGAUGAGGUAGAUAAUGAUCUUACAGAUCUCAACCCAAUCGCGUCUGCAGCUGUCUUUGAAUCGAAAGAGCAUGGUGUUAUCGAGGAAUCAUCAUCUUCCAAGAACGAAGACCACGAGAAGGCUCAACAAUCUAAGAAAAGAGCGAGAAGUAGUGAUGGUUUUCACAAGUCAAGUUAUUGGAGUGUCAAGGAGACUAACAUGUUUCCUGGGCUGCUCAAAGAGUUUGGCACUCAGUGGGCUUUGAUUUCUGAAAAAUUGGGGACCAAAUCCACCACUAUGGUUCGCAACUACUUCCAGCGAAAUGCAGAACAGAUGGGUUGGCAGUCUCUUGCUGAAGGACCUAACGCGAUCCAGAACUCUGGUAGGGAAGAAGAAUCGCAGGACGGUGCGACUGUCCCCGAGAGACACCAAAACGGUAUGCCAUCCCAGCAGACGCCAUCUGUCUCCAUUUUCAAUCAGUCCAGCAGGGAUGCGUCCACACCAAUGCAAAUACCGAUGCUAACGACCAUGGAUACGUUUUCUCAACAAUCGACGCCGCAUGGCUUACCACCACCCAGAUUGCCUUCCAUUCAACUUCACACCCAACAUUCCGGCGCUGAUGCAAGAAAGAAUUUGACAGGACCCGCAGUUGCAGAUUCAUGUACCACUCCUUCUGUUCACUUUGCGCCUUCGCCAUCAUUGCCUACAUCUGGUGUUCACAGCAACAAUCAUUCUUCUGGCCCAUCAUCUUCAACAUCUUCUCAACAGGGGGCCGGAAGCAGAAGAUCUUCCAUUAAAAGUCUGCUCAAUAACGAAACUUCAGAUGUUCAACAAUCUCACCAACCACUUCUUAAUUCUGUUGAGCUGCCUUCGGUCAACACUUCGAACACUAAGAUUAUCGUUCAAGAAUUGCCACCUGCAAAUGACGUGCCUAUGGUUCAGGACCCGACUCAAUCUUGCAGAAAUCCAGGGUCGAUAUCGUCGAUACUGAACAGCGCUCCACCACCUCAGAUCGAAGCUACUCAAGGGUUUCAAGGUAUCCAAGGUCUUCAGGGUCUUCAGGGUCUUCAAGGCCUUCAAGGUCCUCAAGGGCCACCAAGGGUAGCAAUCAGCCAAUUUCCUAAACCGGCGCUGGAUUUGCACUCUGGAAUGAAACCAAUUUUGCCUCCUGUGCCUAUGCACUCUCCACAUGGCCUUGGACCAAUGACCCCGUCUUCGAGAGAACUCUUCACCAAAAGAGGGCCGGAGUUUAACUUUGCCAGCGACCCACUUGCUGCACUUGCUGCCGUGGCUUCAGCUCCGGAAGUCCUGACUUCCUUCAUACCGCCGGACGGUAGAGGUAGCCAACAUUCCCCAUCUGGCUGA
Messenger RNA from Lachancea lanzarotensis, 3894 nucleotides. It is a transcript of the gene SNT1, whose product is annotated as LALA0S11e03400g1_1. The transcript has a single exon. Gene Ontology annotation, cellular component: Set3 complex. The record is from RefSeq and is a predicted model, not a curated record. Gene Ontology annotation, biological process: regulation of transcription by RNA polymerase II. The coding region runs from base 1 to 3894 and encodes 1297 amino acids. NCBI's taxonomy places the organism in Eukaryota, Fungi, Ascomycota, Saccharomycetes, Saccharomycetales, Saccharomycetaceae.